AAUAAGUAAAAAUUACAAAAAUGACGUAGACCAAUAAAUAAAAUAAAAAUUCAAAAUUAAAAACUAAUCAAUUUAGAGUCCAAAUCUAAUUCAAAAUUUCAAGUGAUAAAUAAAAUUUUAAUAAAUUGAAAUUAAAAAAAAUUUUUUUUACUGGACAAUACAAAAAUUUAUAUUUUAUUUUAUCCUUUACAUUUUUAUGACUAUUUUUGACAUAAACAAAAUAUAUAGCAAAUAUGAGUAACACAGAAGGCGAAAUUGUGACAAUUUUUGUUGGACAAUCGGGAGUUCAAGUAGGCAACGCAUGCUGGGAACUUUUCUGUCUUGAACAUGGAAUAAAACCUGACGGUUAUAUGGUCCAAGGUUAUAACACCGAUGACAAUUCUUAUCAAACAUUUUUCUCACCAUCUCAAAUGAGUAAAUUAACACCCCGUUCAAUAAUGAUUGAUUUAGAGCCAACUGUAAUUGAUGAAGUGCGCACUGGUUGUUAUAAAUCAUUAUUUGACCCAACGUUAUUAAUAACUGGUAAAGAAGAUGCAGCUAAUAAUUUUGCACGAGGAUAUUGUAAUAUCGGUCAUGAUAUUAUUAAUACUGCCGUAGAUCGUAUACGUCGUCUGUGUGAAGAUUGUUCCAAAUUAAUAGGAUUCAUUAUUUUUCGAUCUUUUGGCGGGGGUACAGGAAGUGGAUUCACUACAUUGUUAUUGGAAAAUCUUAAACCAGAUUAUGAUAAAAUAACAAAAUUAGACUUUUCAAUUUAUCCAGCGCCACAUAUAUCAACAUCUGUUGUCGAACCUUACAAUGCUAUAUUAACUACACAUGGAACAGUUGAUUAUGAAGACUGUUGUUUUAUUGUUGAUAAUGAAGCGCUUUAUGAUAUCUGUUCAAAUAAUUUAGAAGUCGAACGUCCAACUUAUACCAAUUUGAACCGUCUGCAAUCCCAAGUAGUUUCAGCGACAACAGCAUCAUUGAGAUUCGAAGGCUCGCCUAAUGUCGGAUUAGACGAAUUACAAACAAAUCUAGUACCAUAUCCACGAAUUCAUUUUCCUCUGAUAACAUAUUCCCCAAUAAUAACCGCGAGACAAGCGUCUAAUGUAGACAUUAACGUAUCGCAUAUUACAAAUGAAUGCUUCCAACCUUCGAAUCAGAUGGUGAAAUGUGAUCCAAGAAAUGGCGCUUAUAUGAGCUGUUGUUUACUAUAUCGGGGUAAUAUUAAUCCAAAUGAUGUUAAUAAUACAAUUAAAUCACUGAAAGGAAAAAAAGAUAUUCAAUUUGUCAAUUGGAGCCCUACUGGUUUCAAGAUUGGAAUCAAUUAUCAGCCUCCGACGACUGUACCAGGUGGUGACUUGGGUAAAACGGACAAAUCAUUAGCAAUGUUGUGUAAUAACACCUCAAUACGUCAUGCUUGGUCAAGGCUGGCACAUAAGUACGACCUGAUGUUCAAAAAACGCGCAUUUGUACACCAUUUUGUAAACGAAGGAUUAGAUGAGUCAGUAUUUUUCGAAGCCAGAGAUAACAUUGCAACGCUCAUUGAUGAUUACAAAGACGUCGAGAAAUAAAAUCAAUAUUGAGUUUAAUAACUCAGUGGAUUUAAUUAUCUACUGAUAAUUAGUUUUUAUAUUUAUUUAUAUCGACCGAUUAAAGAGAUAAUGAAUGAUAGGCUAGACAUACAGGCACCAUUUGCUAAUAAUUAUUUUAUGUAUUGAAUAUAUUUUCAAAAAUAUUAAAAUUUUUGAGUU
This is a messenger RNA of Microplitis mediator, 1733 nucleotides long. Its product is annotated as tubulin alpha chain-like. Gene Ontology annotation, molecular function: GTP binding; structural constituent of cytoskeleton. The transcript has 7 exons. The record is from RefSeq and is a predicted model, not a curated record. Bases 234 to 1553 code for a protein of 439 amino acids. NCBI's taxonomy places the organism in Eukaryota, Metazoa, Arthropoda, Insecta, Hymenoptera, Braconidae. Gene Ontology annotation, cellular component: cytoplasm; microtubule. Gene Ontology annotation, biological process: mitotic cell cycle; microtubule cytoskeleton organization.